AUGUCGAGCCCUCCAGACAACGUGCAACCCCGCGAACAGUGUCGCCUCGCAGAAAUCCUGCAGUACAAAUGCGUUGCCGAAGACGUCGACAAGGGUCAGCUGAAGGUGCAUUGUUUGCCUAUUCCCCGCAUCUUUAGGAUUUGUCCGAACAGGCCAGCGGUAGAGAUGACAAGGUUCGUCGACGUGGACCUAGAAUCGGGGGCCGUCCAUAUACCCGCACCGUCAAGUCAAGUGCUUCCCAAGGCUAAGCCGUGGCGGGACGUGGUGCGAUACGACAACCCGUUUGACAACGGUCGUCCCGAGGGGUAA
Messenger RNA from Dichomitus squalens LYAD-421 SS1, 309 nucleotides. RefSeq lists its product as uncharacterized. Bases 1 to 309 code for a protein of 102 amino acids. The transcript is spliced from 3 exons. NCBI's taxonomy places the organism in Eukaryota, Fungi, Basidiomycota, Agaricomycetes, Polyporales, Polyporaceae. Gene Ontology annotation, cellular component: mitochondrial inner membrane peptidase complex. The record is from RefSeq and is a predicted model, not a curated record.